AUGGAUGGAACCGAACGCGGCGGCGAAGUCGACAGAGCAAACGGCCGUCGGUUGCUAGUAGCUAUGGCGGAAUUCCUGAAUGUGCCUCAGCGUAAAUACCUAGUCUGCACAUGCAAGUCCAGCGCUGAAUCCGGCUUGGGUGGGCCGCGUCCUAGAGUCACGCACAGAGUGGAACCGUCUGAGAAGCACAAUAGCGAAGAUCUUUGCAGCAACGGCGGGAACAGGUACAAGGAUGCCUGUGCUCCAGUCAACGGGAGCUGUGUUUUCGUCAUCAGUGGUGCAUAG
Molecule: messenger RNA, 285 nt
Organism: Dibothriocephalus latus
Lineage: Eukaryota; Metazoa; Platyhelminthes; Cestoda; Diphyllobothriidea; Diphyllobothriidae
Source: the annotation of a GenBank genome assembly